Molecule: messenger RNA, 1440 nt
Organism: Aspergillus nidulans FGSC A4
Lineage: Eukaryota; Fungi; Ascomycota; Eurotiomycetes; Eurotiales; Aspergillaceae
Product: aldehyde dehydrogenase family protein
Exons: 3
Coding region: 1-1440 (479 amino acids)
Molecular function (GO): aldehyde dehydrogenase (NAD+) activity; oxidoreductase activity
Source: RefSeq, a predicted model, not a curated record
AUGUCUUCUCAGAUCGAUACUACGCAUUAUCCGGGGAACAUCAUCAAUAACCAGUUCGUGCCCUCCGCGAGGACCCGUCACUCCACCAACCCUUCCACCGGCGAGCCCUUAUAUGAGGUGCCCUGGGCUACAGAGGAAGAUGUCGACCGCGCCGUAGAGCACGCCCGUACUGCCUUCAAGUCGUGGUCCCGGCUUCCGUUCCAGGAGCGUUCGCGGCUUCUGGUCGCGUAUGCGGAUGCCGUGGAGGCAGAGCGUGCGCCAUUGGCGAAACUGCUGGUCCUGGAACAGGGUAAGCCUCUGAGCCUGGCCCAGACGGAGCUCGACAUGAGCGUGCAGUGGUUGCGCACAUUUGUGACAAUGGAGGUCAAGGACGAGCUCCUGGACGAUAACGAGGAGCGCUCUAUCACCCAGACCUUUCCGCCGCUGGGCGUGUGCUGCGGCAUCGUUCCCUGGAACUGGCCGGUCCUGCUCGCCCUGGGCAAGGUCGGCCCAGCCCUCAUCACCGGGAAUACUAUGAUCAUCAAGCCGUCCCCGUACACGCCUUACUGCGAUCUGAAGCUCGGCGAAAUUGGCAUGCGCAUCUUCCCGCCGGGUGUCCUCCAGGUGCUCAGCGGCGGCGACGAGCUGGGUCCGAUACUUACGCAGCAUCCUGGCAUUGAUAAGAUUACAUUUACAGGGUCGAGCGCUACGGGGAAGCUGGUCAUGCAGAGCUGCGCCAAAACACUGAAACGCGUGACUCUGGAGCUCGGGGGCAACGACCCGGCUAUCAUCUGUGAGGAUGUUGAUAUCGAUGCUAUUGUGCCCAAGAUCACCAGUCUCGCGUUCCUCAACUCCGGCCAGAUCUGUAUGCUCAUUAAACGGGUAUACAUCCACGAGAGUAUCUACGAUGCCUUUCGUGACGCUAUGGUCGCGUUUGCAAAGUCGAUCAAGACCGCAGACGGGUUUGAGCCAGACGCGUUCGUCGGGCCGAUCCAGAACAGCAUGCAGUACGAAAAAGUCAAAGACAUGUACUCUGAGAUCGGAAAGCGCAACUGGAAACAGGCUCUCGAGGGCAAGGUAUUCGAGAACUCCAAGGGCUAUUACAUCAGCCCUGCCAUCAUUGACAACCCUCCUGAAGAUUCGCGUAUCGUCCUCGAGGAGCCCUUCGGCCCCAUCGUUCCUCUUCUCAAAUGGUCUGACGAGGAGGAUGUGAUUGCACGCGCCAACAGCCUGAAAGACGGGCUAGGUGCCUCCGUCUGGAGCAAGGAUCUCGAUCGGGCGGAGCGAAUCGGCAGGCAACUGUCUGCCGGCAGCGUUUGGCUCAACUCGCACUUUGAUGUCGCUCCGAACGUUCCAUUCGGCGGGCAUAAAUGGAGCGGCCUCGGCAGUGAAUGGGGCAUGACCGGCUUGAAGCAGUAUUGCAAUUCCACCUCGCUUUGGAAGUGGAAGAAGGUCAUGUAG